Molecule: messenger RNA, 2586 nt
Organism: Spodoptera litura
Lineage: Eukaryota; Metazoa; Arthropoda; Insecta; Lepidoptera; Noctuidae
Product: leucine-rich repeat-containing protein 40
Cellular component (GO): cytoplasm
Molecular function (GO): protein binding
Source: RefSeq, a predicted model, not a curated record
GUAGUGUAAAAUUAUAACAUUAUAUUUUUCUACUCCACUAAACAAAACCUUAAAGCGUUAGGUACCCUUGCCGUAAACCUAUAAAAAAGAAAUAAAUAUGUCACAAUCAUAAUCCGGGUCUUACCUAUUUAUUUAUGACAGUGUCAAUAACAGAUAGGUAUGAAAAUAGGCUAAAAUCAAUGAACCUAUACUUGUCUUAAAACUGAGCCGUAUCAAUAAUUAUGUAAUAAUCGUUUAUCUAAAUUUAUGAAAAAGUGAUGUAAUAUAAGACAAAUUAUUAAUGCCUUUGUUUCGUGAGCCAGAUGAUAUGUGCAAUGUCAAUGUGAACCAUGUUCGUAAGAAAAAUCGCUAUGAUAAGAUAGAAUUACCAUUACCAUUUCCAAAUACGAUAUCUCAAGAUAAAAAGGCAGACGAAAAUGAAUUAUCAGUGGGUUUGAUUAAAUCUGCGAAGAGGACAGGCCAACUCAGUUUAUGCAACAGGGGACUGGGGACGGUGCCAGAUAAUGUUUGGAAAAUUGAUGAGUUGAUUUUGGAUGAGAGCAAAGAGGUGGACUUCACGAGGCCUGAUUCCAACAAGUGGUGGACAGCAGAGCCUUUGAAGACCCUUGACCUUAGCUCCAAUGUUAUUAAAGUUAUAUCUGGCAAUGUCAAGUAUCUGCAACACCUCGUCAAUCUCAAGCUACAUGAUAAUGCAAUAUCUAGUCUUCCGCCGGAGUUUGGUGAGCUAAAGAAUUUGAUGACUCUAAGUUUGGCGCACAAUAAACUGACAGCACUCCCCAAAGAGUUUUAUAAGUUAACUGAAUUACGCUGGCUGAGUAUAUCCCACAAUGAGAUUUCGAAAAUAGAAGCCGACUUUGGAGAUUUUGUUAUGCUGACCUUUUUGGACUUAUCGCACAAUAAACUGACAAUACUACCUCCAGGUAUGGGCUAUUUGGUGAGAUUAGUAGAAAUUAAUCUGUCACACAAUCAGCUAGAAGAGCUUCCUCCUGAUAUUGUUAACCUCAGAGAUCUGAGAAAAAUGAAUAUUAGCAACAACAAUCUCAAGAAGUUACCACCACUAGGCGAACUGAGAAAAAUGGAAGUACUGGAUGCGAAUCAUAACGACAUUGAAGAACUACCCGACUUUUACGGCUGUGCAGCCCUUAAAGAAUUAUAUAUGGCCAAUAAUUAUAUUAAGGAGAUAACAGAAGAGUUCUGUGAUCAGAUGCAGCAUUUGAAUGUGUUGAACAUCAGGGACAACAAAUUAGAAGUGUUGCCUGAGAACAUCUCACUGCUGCAGAAACUGAAGAGGCUGGACCUUACUAACAAUAAUUUGAAUAAGUUACCAAGGAACUUGGGGUUGUUAUCUCAGUUGCAAAGCAUCAACAUGGAGGGCAACAAGUUGUCGUUUGUGAGGCAGGACGUGAUCAGAGGAGGGACGGAGAGGAUGAUGAAGUAUCUCAGAGACCGCAUCACUGAUGAAGUCGUCAGUGAGACUAGGCUCACUCCUGAGGAAUGGCCUGAUAAAUAUACACUGAAGAAAAGUCAAGCUUUAAUGGUGCCUGGUCGGGAACUGACGAACGUACCGGACCAUGUGUUCAAAGCGGCGGCCGAGGCAGAAGUACAUAUUGUCGACUUCUCUAAAAACAAACUCACUGAAGUACCCCGUGGCCUAGUACAAGUGAGUGACACCCUGUCGUCGCUAGUGUUGGCGUCGAACAACUUGUCCAAUAUCCCCGCCGACAUCAACCGAUGCAGACACUUGCAAUACUUGGACCUCGGCAAGAACCUCCUCAUGGAACUGCCGCCGGCACUCGGCGAUUUGAAGAACUUGCGAGAACUAGUCAUAUCUAAUAAUAAGUUCACGAAGAUACCCCGGUGUGUGUACGAGCUGGACAACUUGGAGAUAUUGUUGGCGGCCGAGAACAAGAUCGACGAGAUCAACGUGUCGUCCGACGCACUCGCGCGGCUCAACAAGUUGGCCGUGCUCGACCUCUCCAACAACAACAUCUUCACCGUGCCUCCGGAACUGGGACACUUCACACAUCUCAGAACCCUGGAGUUGAUGGGGAACUGUUUCCGACAGCCGCGGCACGCCAUACUCGCUAAGGGCACCGCCUCCGUACUCUCCUACCUAAGGGACCGCAUACCCACCAAUUAGUAUUACUCAAUUCUAUGGUCCUCCACGCUGUAACGUACUAAAGAUUGUUCUGCAAGUUCACAUUAGAAAAAGCACAAAAACAUCACAACAUUAUGAUUUCGAUCCUCGAAUAUUUUGUUGUCCGAAACGCACAAAUAGAAUCCCUUGACAUGUAGGUACAUAUAUUUUUAAAUAACGACCUGUCUUGUUUUUGGCGUAUACUCGAAUAAAUACAAUUAAAAAUGUAAAAAAAUCCAAAACGGACAUAAAUAUUAAGAAAUUGUAAAAUGUUGUUACAUAAAAUUGAAAAGAUACCAAAAUGUAUGUAAAUAAAUGUUACUACAAUUGUAACUAGAGUUUUGCAAAAAAGAGUUUGGAAUAAUUGAGGUCUCUAGUAUCGUAUCUGUGGCAACAUGCAACACCACGACUCAGCCGGUUUUUGUUGUUGUUAUUUUUAUCCAGUUUAA